This is a messenger RNA of Drosophila albomicans, 3342 nucleotides long. RefSeq names its product guanylate cyclase soluble subunit beta-1 (gene Gycbeta100B). NCBI's taxonomy places the organism in Eukaryota, Metazoa, Arthropoda, Insecta, Diptera, Drosophilidae. The transcript is spliced from 17 exons. Gene Ontology annotation, molecular function: heme binding; guanylate cyclase activity. Gene Ontology annotation, cellular component: guanylate cyclase complex, soluble. The record is from RefSeq and is a predicted model, not a curated record. Gene Ontology annotation, biological process: cGMP biosynthetic process; response to oxygen levels. The coding region runs from base 536 to 2953 and encodes 805 amino acids.
AAAAACAAGAAAUAACGAGAAAAAAAUACGAAUAAGAAAAGAACUCGGCUGAAAGGCGGCGCAAAUCGUUCAAUAAAAACAAUCUCGCGUUCAAAACAAACGUACAAUACAACAAUACAAUAGGAGAAACCCGCCAAGACAAGUUGCUUGGACUAGCCUGGACCAAUGUGGCGUAUGCGCAACGCUUUUGCUCAGCGCUUCGCGAAAUAUUAAAGCAUACUUUUGAGGGCUCUAAUUUAUUUCCGUGCGCAUAUUUCAGAGUCCUUAUUGUCUCGUACUCUCCGUCACCAAGGCUGAAAACUCAACUUCGACGGUGCAAACAAACAAAAAAAAAACAAAACUAAUCAAUCUCAGACAAAAAUGUCAAACUGAAAUGCAGCGAGAUUAAAUAUUGAAAUCAAACGCAAAGCCAUGAUUUGCAUGUGUUAGACAUAUUUACAAAUGUGCAUAUAUAUGUGAAAGUGGAUUAAAGCAUCGACAACGUAUAUUCAAUUCAAUAGCAACAGCAGGAACAACAAUAAAACAGGCUGCAAAAAUGUAUGGCUUUGUGAACUACGCCUUGGAGUUGCUGGUGCUCAAACAUUUUGGCGAGGAAAUAUGGGAGAAAAUAAAAAAAAAAGCCAUGGUCAGCAUGGAAGGACAAUUUCUGGUGCGGCAAAUUUACGAUGACGAAAUAACAUACAAUCUAAUUGGAGCAGCUGUUGAGAUACUCAACAUACCGGCUGACGACAUACUGGAACUGUUUGGCAAGACAUUCUUUGAGUUCUGUCAGGAUUCGGGCUAUGAUAAAAUAUUACAAGUGUUGGGUGCAACGCCCCGUGACUUUCUGCAGAAUUUGGACGCCUUACACGACCAUCUGGGCACCCUGUAUCCUGGAAUGCGAGCACCCUCAUUUCGCUGCACCGAGAAAGAUGGCGAAUUGCUGCUGCAUUACUACUCGGAACGUCCUGGCCUGGAGCACAUUGUCAUCGGCAUAGUCAAGGCCGUUGCAUCGAAACUGCAUGGAGUCGAGGUGGAAAUCGACAUUGUGAAGCGCAAAGGAGAGCCCAUCGAUGAGGCUGAGAAGGAGCGUGCUUUGGCACGCGAGCAACAGCAAUUGGACACAGACACGACAGUUGUGGGUUUGGAUGCUCCAGUUUUACCUUGUGCAUCCUCAUCCUCUGCGUCUGUCUCCGUCUCAGCCUCUGCAUCCGCAUCCGCCUCGGCCUCUGUAAAUUCUGAGCAGAACAAUAAUCACAAUGCGAGCAACAACAAUGGCAUCGGCAACAGCAAUAUUAACAACAACAACAACGAUGGUCAGCAGAUUGCCAGUGAGCUGGCUGAGCAAUCGCCUGCAACAUCGAAGGCCACACAACCAAGUGGACCGCUGGCACAGGACAGCUUUGACUGCGAUGGCGACAAGGAGCAGAAGUGCCUGCGUCUGUUGAAAAACAAAAGCGAUGACAUCGAGCGCUAUGACCAUGUGCAGUUUCUCAUACGUGAAAUCAAUGUGGCCGCCAAAUCCCAAGCGGAUGCUAAAAAGGAUGAACAAGCGGCGGCCAGCGAUGACAUGGAGUUUCUCUGCGAAGCGCCUCUCAUUUCGCCUGCCACAUUCUGUAAGGUGUUUCCCUUCCAUUUAAUGUUCGAUAGACAAAUGAAAGUCGUGCAGGCUGGCAAGGCCGUAUCCCGCGUAAUACCCAGAGUGGCCGAGGAGAACUGCUCACUGAUAGAGGUGGUGGAGGCCAUCAGACCACACCUGCAGCUCACAUUCGAGAACAUUCUGUCGCACAUAAACACCAUCUAUGUUCUGCAGACGAGACAGGGCGCCAUGAGCAGCCGGCACGAGCAACGUUUUCUGAGACUGAAGGGCCAAAUGAUGUAUAUACCAGAAACCGAUCGCAUACUCUUUCAAUGCUAUCCCAGUGUCAUGAAUUUGGAUGAUCUAACCAAAAAGGGACUUUACAUCUCCGAUGUGCCGCUGCACGAUGCGGCCAGAGAUUUGGUGCUGCUGUCUGAGAAAUUCGAGGCAGAAUACAAGUUGACCAAGAAUCUGGAAAUGCUGACGGAUAAGCUGCAGCAAACGUUUCGCGAUCUGGAGAGUGAGAAGCAGAAAACAGACAGGUUGCUUUACUCAGUGCUGCCCAAGUCUGUGGCAAAUGAAUUACGACAUCAGCGUCCAGUUCCACCCAAACGCUACGACUCCGUAACGCUUAUGUUCUCGGGCAUUGUUGGGUUUGGGCAAUAUUGUGCGGCCAACACGGACCCCGAGGGCGCCAUGAAAAUUGUUAAAAUGCUUAACGAGCUCUACACGGUCUUCGACGCCCUCACCGACUCCAAGCGUAACCUGAACGUUUACAAGGUGGAAACUGUUGGCGAUAAGUAUAUGGCUGUGUCCGGGCUGCCCGACCACUGUGAGGACCAUGCCAGAUGCAUGGCGAGAGUGGCGUUAGACAUGAUGGAUAUGGCCAAGAACGUCAAAAUGGGCUCCAAUCCCGUGCAAAUCACCAUCGGCAUCCACUCGGGCGAGGUGGUCACCGGCGUCAUUGGCAAUCGAGUGCCACGCUAUUGCCUCUUUGGCAACACUGUGAAUCUAACGAGUCGCACUGAGACCACCGGUGUGCCCGGUCGCAUCAACAUCAGCGAGGAGACCUAUCGCCUGCUGUGCCAAGAGAUCAACCAGGACGAUUCAUUUCAUUUGGAGUACCGCGGCCCAGUCAUUAUGAAAGGCAAGCCAACGCCCAUGGACUGCUGGUUCCUGACACGUGCCACCAGUGUUGCAACUGCCAGUGGCAAUGGUAGCCUCGACUCGCCGCUGUUGCAGCCUACAACGCCAACAACAACACCGCGCCUGGUCAUGGGACAUGCCAGCGUCUCACGUACCUCCUCUGCAAGCGGUGGCGCCGGCGGAGCAAGUGGAAGUGGCGGAGCAACUGCAGCCGCCACAAAGGGUCCAACAGCUCCCUUGGAUGCAUAAGAAGAACCGCGUGAGGAUUCAACUGGCUGCUGAGUGGAAAUAUACUGUAAUGGUUUGCCGCUCCUCGACUCCUUCAGCAGCCAUGUGACUGUCUAUUUAUCUGUGUGUGUGUGUGUGUGUGUGUGUGUGUGUGUGUGUGUGUGUGUGUGUGUGUGUGUGUGUGUGUGUGUGUGUGUGUGUGUAUGUCCUGACUGUCUGUUUGUCUGUGUGUAAGUUGGCCACUUAACCACUUCAUUGCUAUGACUUUGUAUUUGUCCUAUCUUGGCCUGCAUUUGUGCACUGUGUGUGUGUGUGCAUCUGUGUGUGAUUGUUGCUGCUGCUGCUGCACAUUGAGGUUGGAGGUUGGAGGUCGGUGCAUGGAAGUUGGCAUCAGCAUCGUUGGAUCUUUG